AUGGAACUGCCCACCCCUCCAAAACCGCUGGCGGACCCACCGAGGGCAUUGACGGCGGCCGAGUCGCUAACUCCUUUGAUCGAGUCAACAUACACCUCUCCCGACCUCAACUUCUACCUCAAUGGCAAGAAAGUCAUACUCUCCAACCCUAAUCCGCACUGGACACUGCUUGAUUACAUCCGAGCCCAAAAGAGCCUAAAAGGAACGAAGUUGGGCUGCGGAGAGGGCGGAUGUGGAGCCUGCACCGUCGUUCUCCAGGUCAAAGAGUCGCAGGAUCAACGAAAGAUCAUCCAUCUCGCCGUAAAUGCCUGUCUGUUUCCUCUCGUCGGAAUCGACGGUAAACAUGUCAUCACAGUGGAAGGAAUUGGGAGUUUGGCGAACCCUCAUCCCCUUCAAGAACGGAUAGCAAAGAUGCAUGGAUCGCAAUGCGGCUUCUGCACCCCUGGCAUCGUAAUGUCCCUGUACGCCCUCGUCAGGAACUCCUACAAUGUCGAAACCAAAAAAUUCCAUCUCUCUGCCCGAGACAUUGAGCUGGAAGGCCACUUAGACGGAAACCUCUGCCGGUGCACCGGCUACAAGCCUAUUCUCCAGGCCGCGAAGACCUUUAUCACCGAGGACCUCAAAGGCCAGUUAGUAGAAGAGUCCACAGCUCUUAGUGACUCUGUUGAGGCGGUGGAUAUCACCGGCCUGGUUCAAGACGGAAGCAGAAAGCCUUCGAAAGGUUCUUGUGGAAGGCCGGGAGGCUGCUGCCGCGAUACUCCUUCCGACGGUAGCUCCGCCGACAGCAAAUCCGAGUGCAGCAGUCCAUCGACAGAACCAUCGUCAUUGUCCGAGGAAGAGGGUAUUCCGGCUAAUAUUGCAAUCACGAAAGAGCCAGUACAGGACGCAGAAGUCAGUGGCACCACAUAUGCUCUGCCUCUCAAGUCUCGAGAAAACGAUGUCAAAGAUACCAGUAAGAGCCAUCCCGAAGGCAUCAAGACAGAGACCAGCCUCCAGGCUUCCACUUCAGGUUCAAAAAAUGGAGUACCUCAAAUCGAGUUCGCGGAGUAUACUCCAGGCACUGAGCUUAUAUUCCCACCUGCUCUCUGGAGAUACGAACCAAAACCUCUGUGCUACGGAAAUGGCAGGAAGGUAUGGUUCCGGCCAGUUACACUAGAUCAGUUGACCCAGUUGAAGGGUGUGUACCCAUCUGCGAAGCUUGUUGGAGGUGCGAGUGAAGUUCAGGUUGAGGUUCGAUUUAAGAAUUCUGAUUAUGCUGUGGCCGUGUAUGUCUCAGAUAUCAAGGAACUCAAGCAAACCAAGCUACCAUCCGUCAGUGCGCUAGAGACUGCCGAGGAGUUGCUCCUUUCUGCAAACACCCCAUUGACGGAGGUGGAAAGGAUGUGCAAGGAUAUCUACACAAAGCUAGGAAAGCGAGCAAUGGUCUUGGAAGCACUCCGCAAGCAACUUCGCUACUUUGCUGGUCGUCAAAUACGGAAUGUCGCCUCACUAGCCGGAAAUAUUGCGACCGCAUCACCAAUUUCAGAUGCCAACCCUGUUCUCCUCGCAGCUGGCGCUUCAGUUGUCGUGAGAUCCCAGUCGAUUGGGCUAUCCGAAGUGCCUCUAAACAAGUUCUUCAUCGCAUAUCGCACCACCAGUCUACCACCUGACGGAAUAAUUACCCACGUCAAAAUACCAAUACCUAAAGCUGGAGCUCGAGAAGUUCUAAAAGCGUACAAACAAGCCAAGAGGAAGGACGAUGACAUUGCAAUAGUUACUGCUGGCUUCAAGGUACGAUUGAAUGAAGCAGGAGAAGUCGAAGACAUCGUCCUGGCUUACGGUGGCAUGGCUCCGAAGACGGUCGAAUCUGUGAAUUCGCAAGUAGCACUGCUUGGGAAGAGAUGGUUCUCCUCUGAGACCCUGGAGCUUGGGCUUGAUAAUCUGACGAAAGAUUUCGACUUGAGCUUUAGCGUCCCUGGCGGCAUGGCUCAUUACCGCAAGACUCUUGCCCUAUCAUUGUUUUUCCGCUUCUGGCACGAAUCAGUCGCCGAGCUGACGCUGGGCAGCGUGGACAAAGAUCUUAUCGAAGAAAUACAUCGGGAUAUCUCAACCGGAUUAAGAGACGACUACAACCCCAACGAACAACGGAUAGUCGGGAAACAGAUACCGCAUCUUUCGGCUCUGAAGCAAUGUACUGGUGAAGCUGAGUACAUCGAUGACAUGCCACCUCAAGAUCAGGAGCUAUUCGGCGGCUUGGUAAUGUCUUCCAAAGCACAUGCCAAGCUACUGGAUGUAGACUGGGAACCAGCACUCAAAAUGCCAGGUGUGGUCGGGUACAUCGAUAAAGAUAGCAUACCAAAAGAAAAGAACGUCUUUGGUGCGAUGGUAAAGGAUGAGCCUUACUUCGCCGAUGGUGAAGUACGUCACCAUGGUCAGGUUAUUGGUAUGGUUUAUGCAGAGACCGCAUUGCAAGCACAGGCGGCAGCUCGGGCUGUCAAAGUCACUUACGAAGAGCUUCCCCCUAUUCUUACCAUCGAUGAAGCAAUAGAAGCCAACAGCUUUUUCAAACACAAUAGAGCCCUGAAAAAGGGUGUCGCGGUUAACGGAAAUAUGAAAGAGGCCUUUGCCAAGUGUGAUCGUAUUUUCGAGGGCACGACAAGGAUUGGUGGACAAGAGCAUUUCUACCUUGAGACGAACGCCGCUCUCGUAAUACCAGGGAGUGAAGAUGAGUUUAUGGAGGUGUGGUCUUCGACACAAAAUACCAUGGAAACCCAAGAAUUUGUCAGCCAAGUCCUAGGAGUCCCAAGCAGUCGAGUUAAUUGCCGAGUAAAGAGAAUGGGUGGGGCGUUUGGAGGGAAAGAGUCGCGAAGUGUUCCGUUCGCAGCCCUGCUAGCUAUUGCAGCGAAGAAAGAACGUCGCCCGAUGCGUAUUAUGCUAAACAGAGAUGAAGAUAUGUUGCUCAGCGGUCAACGACAUCCAUGCCAAGCGAGAUGGAAGAUUGGUGUAUCCAAUGAGGGGAAGCUAUUAGCCUUGGAGGCAGAUCUAUUCGACAACGCCGGUUUCUCUCAGGACAUGAGCGGCGCGGUCAUGGACAGAUGCAUCACACAUUUCGAUAACUGUUACGAGAUCCCCGACGUUUACCUCAAAGGGAACGUCUGCAAGACCAAUACCCACAGCAACACCGCUUUCCGAGGCUUCGGAGCCCCCCAGGGCAUGUAUUUCACCGAGUCGAUCAUGUACACCGUUUCAGAAGGGUUAGGUAUUGAUAUCGAUAGCCUUCGGCUGAGGAAUCUCUACAAACCCGGGAACUGGACGCCUUUCUUUCAACAAAUUGACGAAGACUGGCACGUGCCACUGCUACUCAAACAGCUUAGCAACUCGUCAAAUUACGAGACUCGGAAGGCUGAGGUAGCUAAGUUUAACGCGACAAACAGGUGGAAAAAGCGGGGCAUUUGUCUUGUUCCGACCAAAUUUGGUCUUAGCUUCGCUACUGCCCUUCAUCUCAACCAGGCUGGUGCAUAUAUCAAGAUAUACGCUGAUGGAAGCAUCCUGCUGCACCAUGGAGGUACGGAGAUGGGCCAGGGGCUUUACACCAAGAUGUGCCAAGUCGCAGCCCAGGAAUUAGGCGUCACGGUCGAUGCCAUCUUCACGCAAGACACGCAGACCUACCAAUCAGCAAACGCAUCACCAACAGCCGCAUCGUCAGGAAGUGACCUAAACGGCAUGGCUGUGAAGAACGCCUGCGACAUUCUCAACGAGCGUCUCCAGCCAUAUCGCGAGAAGUACGGACCUGGCGCGCCGAUGAGCACCAUUGCCCACGCCGCUUAUAUAGACCGAGUGAACCUUGCAGCUAACGGCUUUUGGAAAAUGCCGACGAUCGGAUACCAGUGGGGAGACACGAAUCAUGAGACCGUUAAACCCAUGUACUACUACUUCACGCAGGGUGCUGGCGUCACAGAAGUCGAGCUUGACGUGCUCACGGGAGACCAUACCGUACUUCGGACCGAUCUCAUGAUGGACGUCGGCAAUUCAAUCAACCCGGCAAUUGACUACGGCCAGAUUGAGGGCGCGUUCGUGCAAGGUCAGGGCAUGUUCACGAUUGAGGAGUCGCUCUGGCUAAAAUCAGGCGAGUUCGCGACUCGUGGUCCUGGCACAUAUAAGAUCCCUGGAUUUUCGGAUAUCCCGCAGGUCUUCAAUGCCAGCAUGUUGAGGUAUGAUAACGAGGGCAAACCGCUGUCGUGGAAGCAUCUGCGAAGCAUUCAGAGCAGCAAGGGCAUCGGCGAGCCUCCGCUCUUCUUAGGAUCUACGGUGUUCUUUGCGCUGAGGGAGGCUGUGAAGGCUGCCAGGCAAAUGAAUGGGGUGAAAGAGCCUCUAGCGCUGGAUAGCCCCGCGACAGCGGAGAAGAUGAGGCUCGCUGUGGCGGACGAUUUGGCCAAGAGGGCCCAGGUGGUUCAGAAGGAGGGAGAAAGGAACUUUUUCGUUGCUGUUGCGUAAGGAAAGCUACCAGUUGAAUCUAUAAUUCCAUCAAAUCAGACAUUUUCAGAUAAAUAGCUCUAUCUUAUUGGUAGAAGUGGGAAUCCACAUCCAAUUGCUCGAUCCUGAAAC
Molecule: messenger RNA, 4584 nt
Organism: Mytilinidion resinicola
Lineage: Eukaryota; Fungi; Ascomycota; Dothideomycetes; Mytilinidiales; Mytilinidiaceae
Exons: 3
Coding region: 1-4473 (1490 amino acids)
Molecular function (GO): FAD binding; iron ion binding; oxidoreductase activity
Source: RefSeq, a predicted model, not a curated record